Messenger RNA from Coturnix japonica (Japanese quail), 2657 nucleotides. RefSeq names its product family with sequence similarity 163 member B (gene FAM163B). The record is from RefSeq and is a predicted model, not a curated record. NCBI's taxonomy places the organism in Eukaryota, Metazoa, Chordata, Aves, Galliformes, Phasianidae.
CCCUCAUUGGCGGCCCCGUUGGCGCCGGGGCUCGGGGCGGGGAGGGAGCGGCUCCCCCGCACCGCCGCGGCUGCUGCCGGCACCGGCCAUGUGCCGAGAGAUGAUGCCCGCUGCCGGCUCGGCUCUCUGAGCUGACGUCGGCCUGAGCUCUUGUUUAUCUUUCACUUUAUUUAUUCCUCUCCUCCCCCCCCUUUCCCUUCAAAUCACUGUUAUUAUUAUUAUUAAUUUAAUUUAUUAAUUAUUUUCAUUCAUUUAUUUCUACUCUUCUCCUUUUUUUUUUUUUUUUAUUUUUUAAAAUUUUUAAUUUUAUUUAUUUAUUUAUUUAUUUUAUUCCCGCAUUGAUGCGCUCCGAGCCGGAGACUUCAGGAGUCGACGCGAUCCUCACCUGAGAGAUCCGGCACCAUUCCCCCGCUUGAAGGGUCAAGGGAGGAGCCAAACUGCUGUGGAUGUGUCUACUGCUGCCUGCGUUCCUCAUUGCGGGGUUCUUGCAUACCUUCCCUGAGACCACAGCAGAGCUGCAAAGCACUUCCUUUUACCAAGGCUGUUAAUGGAGAAGAGGGCGAAUGACAGCCGGGACUGUGGUCAUCACAGGUGGAAUAUUAGCAACUGUCAUUUUACUUUGUAUCAUCGCUGUCCUCUGCUACUGUAGGCUCCAGUACUACUGCUGCAAGAAGGAUGAAUCCGAGGAGGAUGAGGAGGAGCCCGACUUUGCCGUGCACUCCCACAUCCCUCCGCUCCACUGCAACCGCAACGUAGUGCUGACCAACGGGCCAUCCCUCUACAGCUCCUCACCCUUCAGCAAGAAGGCAACUCCAAACCGAAGCGGCUGUCCGGGCUGUGGGCAGUAUGAGCCACCGACCUUCUUCCUCCAAGAGCCCCCGGAGGAGCUGCAUAACGGAGGGGACCGAGUCAGUUUCCAGACCGUCAGCCAAGAGGAGCUCGACCUGCCGGUGAGUGUGGGCAACCUGCAGGCGCUCAACCCCAACCGGCUGUCGGCCAUGCGUGAAGCCUUCUCCCGCAGCCGCAGCAUCAGCACCGACGUGUGAGCCCGGCACCGCAUGGAGGACUUCUUAUAUAUAAAUCCACGAUAGUGUUUUGAAAUAAUAUUAAAACAAAAAAGCAGGAGGGAGGGUGGGGUGGGGGGGGGAGGAAGGAGUUGAAUGUAUUGCUGCAUAGGCAGAGGUGAGCUAAACUUCAGUAUAAAGGUUAGCAAGAAUUAAAAGGGGGGGAAGUGGGGGUGGGUUGGUGGGCAGCCGGGACAUGAGGUUUUUCUAGUGCUGCAUUGCAUUUUCUUUUCUUCUUUUCUUUUAUAAAGAGGAUUUUGAUAUUGUGCAUCCUUUUAUACAGUGUCAAUGCCCGUCCUCCACGUGCAGCUGGUGGGCAGAGUGGUAAGCAAGUGAUGGGAGGCUGCUAAGCAGCUUGAGCUGCAAGGCUGCUGUGCUGUAGGGAUAUGUGGCACCUUGGCCCUGCUGUGCAAAUGCACACAGCCAGCACAGUCCCCUGGCAAAGCUGGGCUGCUGCUGCCCAUCCUUCUGCCACUGCUCCAUGUUGCAGCCAUGCACAUCCCAUCCCCAUCCUGCACCCUCUCUCUCCUCCCAUUUGCUGUUUUCCCCCUGGGUCCCAAUGGGGCAGGAGCAGUGGGCUCAGACCUGCAGCUGGGUUAUCAAUCAAGUUACUUAAGGCAAGGAGGGAGGAAUGAUUCCAGAUGGAGGAACGCACCCACAGCUGCCCUCUCCAAAUAAUGAGCCUCCCCUCUCCAAAUGAUGCCAUAUGCUACUUCUAAUCUAGGGAGCUGAGUGCUGGCAGAGUGAGAGUGCACCCAUGUGUGUGCACACACGCCCCUGCAUGCACAUUUCUACUUUAAUUCUGAAGAUUACCAUAAGAUUUACUUCCCAUUAUUAUUAUUUCUUUCAAAUAGAAGCACCCACAGCUCUUCUUGCCCAGCCAGGGACGUGGCAGAACACUGAGCUCCCUCCUUGCUGUCUCCUGUGUACAAUUUCUCUUGCACAACACCCUCUUGCCCCAGGAUGGGCAUUAUUCAGGUUAAAAGCAUCAGCCUGUGUUGGGGCAGCGCUUGCUGCUGCAGAGGAGGGAUGGCUACAAAUAGACCCUAACAGCCUCAGUGCUGUGCUUGGGGUCAGGCUUUGUUUUUAGAGAUGCAAUGAGAAGGAAGUGCCGCUGUUCCAUAGCCCACAGCAUACACACAGUGUGUGCAGCCCAUCUGGAGACGUUGCUUCAUCCACAAGAGCUCUUAAUCCCCUAGGAAACCUUGAAAAGCACAAGUCAGCCUCUGCAAUCCAGUACUUUGAUAGUUUGGGGCUUCUGUAGGGGAUUGGGGGCUUGGGUUUGGCCACAUUGGACUGCAGCACCCGCUGCAGGCAGCAGGACCAUGGCUGUACAGCACUCACAGCAGCUUGUUUGAAUGCAUUCAGCCUUUGAGUUCUUCACCCUUCUCGUGAACAUCUUGUUCCAGCUUUCUCCUAUUUCUUCUUCUAUUUUGGGGGGUGGGGGGGGGUUCCUUCUGGUGUAGCUUGGAAAAUAAGCAAGUGAUUGAUAUUCUUUAACCUUCACUUGUCAAACUGUUGUACAGGACUUGGGGAAUCAUUGAAGAAGAAAAAGAAUAAGCAAAAAAAAAAAAAAUAAAUAAACUACUUUGA